Molecule: messenger RNA, 588 nt
Organism: Gongylonema pulchrum
Lineage: Eukaryota; Metazoa; Nematoda; Chromadorea; Rhabditida; Gongylonematidae
Source: the annotation of a GenBank genome assembly
AUGGGUUCAAAACCAUUCCACUGCAAAAAAUGUGCCUACUCAUGUGUCAAUAAGUCGAUGCUGAAUUCGCAUAUGAAAUCGCACACCAACAUUUAUCAGUUUCGUUGUCGUGAUUGCACCUACGCUACGAAAUAUUGCCACAGUCUGAAACUACAUCUUCGCAAGUAUAACCAUAAUCGAGCAACCGAUAUCGCUGAUUCACCAUCCGCCACUUCCGCCGGUGCUGCUGCUGCUAGUUGUACUACCGCUGGUCCUAGUGGUCUUUGCAACGGUGGCAUACAGAAAGUAACUGCAGAAAGCGGUAAUGAAGGCCCUCUCCGGCGACUUAGCGAAUCCUUCACAGGAACAUCAGCUGAUGGUUCUUGCUCACCGGAAGCACUGCCAACUGCCUCAACAAUGGCUCAGGAGAUUAGUGCUGCAUUGGGUAUGGCACCAAUGGUUACCACCAACUCACUGAAUCUUGCUUCGCAUCUACUCUUUCGCCAACAGCACCAGGUAACUCGUACAGUAUUACAUUGUCAUAGUGAAGCUGCAGUUCAGGAAGGUAACAAAAAUUUAUCGAAAUGCCAAGAUCACUCGAUCCACUAG